AUGCAUGAGAUUGUACGCCAUAUCAGCCAACUGCAAAUGGAUGUGCAAGAUGGAUUGAUGAAGGAGUUGUACAUGAUUUUGACGGGUUGUGUUCUACCAAGUAAGCUCGAUCCACCUCGAAAAAGCCGGCUCUCCCUUCGCAAACGUUACAGGGAUAUCUUUUUAUGUGAUUCUGUAGCGGUGCGUCUAGCCGCCGUUAGGUGUUGUGCGGCAAUUUCGAAGCCGUUUGUGAAGGUAUAUGAAAAAGUGCAUCGUGAACAUCGCCAAUGGGUAUUAGCUCUUAUUCAUGGAGUUCUGAGAAGUCUAGUUAGCGCUGGAGUUGUUGAUCCUCGUGAGUGCAUUAAACAUUAA
Molecule: messenger RNA, 351 nt
Organism: Cooperia oncophora
Lineage: Eukaryota; Metazoa; Nematoda; Chromadorea; Rhabditida; Trichostrongylidae
Source: the annotation of a GenBank genome assembly